AUGGUGGAAGCAGAUCGGCCUGGGAAGCUAUUUAUAGGAGGCCUCAAUAUCGACACCAAUGAAAAGGCCCUUGAAGCAGUAUUUGGGAAGUAUGGUCCCAUAAUAGAAGUUCUUCUGAUGAAGGAUCGAGAAACAAACAGGUCCAGGGGCUUUGCUUUUAUUACAUUUGAGAACCCUGAAGAUGCUAAGGAUGCUACCAAGGAUAUGAAUGGAAAGUCCUUGGACGGUAAACUAAUUAAAGUAGAGCAAGCCAACAAACCAACUUUUCAAAGUGGUGGCAGACGGAGGCCACCAUUUCCUUCAAGAAACAGAGGCCAUCCAAGAGUUCUGAGAUGUGGAAGAGGAGGAAGUGGAGGAGCAAGAGGACGUCCUUCACGUGGAGGACACUUGGAUGAUGGUGGAUAUGCUCUUAAUCUCAACAUGAGUUCUUCCAGGGGACCCUUUCCAAUUAAAAGGGGUCCAUCUUCAAGAAGUGGAGGACCUCCUCCUAAAAGAUCUGCCCCUUCUGCUCCAGGGCAAAAUAAUAGUGGGAUGGGAAGACGAGGUCCAGUGUCACGUGGGAGAGAAAAUUAUGGAGUUCCUCCACGUAGAGAGCCAUUCUCUUCCAGGAGAAAAUACUGGAUGUCACCAAGGGAUGAUGGUUAUGCUACUAAAGAAAGUUAUCCAAGCAGAGAUUAUCCCAGUUUUCGAGACACCAAGGAUUAUGCUCCACCACCUAGAGAUUAUGCAUACCGUGACUAUGGCCAUUCAGGUGCUCGGGAUGAACAUUCUUCUAGAAGAUACAGUGAUCGUGAUGGGUAUGGUGGGGGUCGUGAUAGAGAUUAUUCUGAACAUCCAAGUGGAGGCUCUUACAGAGAUUCAUAUGAGAGCUAUGGUAACUCUCGUGGCAUACCACCAGCACGAGGGCCUCCUCUGACUUAUGGUGGAAGUGGUCGCUAUGAUCAUUAUUAUAGCAGUACACGAAAUGGAUAUGGUGGAGGUCGUGAAAAUUUCUCAAGCAGCAGAAGUGAUAUCUAUAUAAGUGGUCGUGAGCAUUCUGGCAGACGAGAGAGAGGGUAUCCACCAUCUGUGGAUAGAGUGUAUUCUGCUCCUCGUGAAUCAUAUUAUGGCUCAAGUUAUAGGGCUUCCAGAGGAGAUCGUGGGGGACGCCGAUCUGAAAGAGGAGGCCGAAACAGAUAUUAA
Pteropus alecto (black flying fox) is the source of this 1182-nucleotide messenger RNA. Its product is annotated as RNA-binding motif protein, X chromosome. The transcript is spliced from 8 exons. NCBI's taxonomy places the organism in Eukaryota, Metazoa, Chordata, Mammalia, Chiroptera, Pteropodidae. Gene Ontology annotation, biological process: positive regulation of mRNA splicing, via spliceosome. Gene Ontology annotation, molecular function: RNA binding. Bases 1 to 1182 code for a protein of 393 amino acids. Gene Ontology annotation, cellular component: spliceosomal complex. The record is from RefSeq and is a predicted model, not a curated record.